Molecule: messenger RNA, 879 nt
Organism: Plasmodium knowlesi strain H
Lineage: Eukaryota; Apicomplexa; Aconoidasida; Haemosporida; Plasmodiidae
Product: conserved Plasmodium protein, unknown function
Exons: 1
Coding region: 1-879 (292 amino acids)
Source: RefSeq, a predicted model, not a curated record
AUGAAGUACCUGUUGUCCCUUCUACACGUGAUCGUUCUGUGCAUUUAUAGGAAGGAACAGGGGGGUGAGUGCCAUGAUGACCUUGCGUGUGGUUACUUCACGAGGAGGAGCGGAGGAGGGCCUCUCAUAAAGGAGGGGAUGAUGACAACUCAGUCGAGGAUGUUGUAUGAGCUGAUGCGAAGGAGGAGAGGAGGAGCUCGACGUAGACGAAACAAUCGACGCAACAAAGGGCAUAACAGACGGCGUAAUAAACGGCGUAAUAAACGGCGUAAUAAACGACUCGCAAAGCAACGGAAGGCACAACGAAGGAAGGCGAAGAGAGAACAAAGGAAAAGGAGGAGGCAGAGGAAGAGAGCCGAACGGAAGAGGAAAAGAAAGGAGAAAAAAAAAAGGAGACAAGAAAAGAAGGAAAAGAAAAAACAAAGGAAAAGACAAAAGAAAGAAGAAAAGAAACAACUGAAGGAAAGAGACGCUCAGGGAUCAACUGAUGAUGUGCAGAUACAUCCAAAUCCUCAUGGGGAUGGAGAUGAGGAGGGUCAAGCGGGGCCUCCUCUCGUUGAGGCAAGUUACAGUGACGGAGCGGGUCCGUAUAAUGCGGUGGAAGAAGGUGCAUCUUCAGGAGUGGGAGUUCAUCGACCUGCAAGAAGUGGAGGGCCCAUUGACGCAUAUGGAUCGUACGGUACCUCACCGCUUGACGACACCACAGACGACUCUAGCCAUCUCCAACAGGGAGGUGGAGGCAAUACUUUGGAAAGAACUAGCCCCUACGAAGCCGAUCUAGGGGGAAAUGUGAAGGUUAUCCAUUUGGAAAGGCUAAAGAAGGAAUCCAAGGGAGAGCUGAUAAAUAAAAUUAGGGGGAUUCUAAAUACACUGGAAUGA